AUGUUCUGUAGCUACUACCCUUUAGAUCCUGUUGCAUGUGUAUAAAAGACUCAUGGAAUAGCAUGUAAAUUUGGCUAUAAAUAUUUCAAGGUCAAUUUAGUUUUUUCGAAAAUCAAUGCAUAGAAGUUAAAAGUAAUUCAUUAGGAUGUGAGCCCACAUUAAAUCUAUAGGCUUGUAUAAUGUAAAAACAGAAUUUAAGUGGAGAUGAAGUUUAAUGUAAUAAUCUAGAUUUAAUGAGUAAGGUUUUUUUGGAAAGAAAUGUAUUGAUGCCAAUGAAUUUCAUUUGAGACAUCUAGAAUGUAAGGAUCACUUUUCUAUUUAUGGUUGUGUAAAUAUCUAACAAAAAUAAUGUUAUUGGAGUGGAACAACUUGUUCUUAAUAUAAGGGUCCCAUUCCUUCUGAUAAUGAUUGCUCUUAAAUUUUCAAGACUGCUGUUGCCCCUGAACUAUGUUCCCAGAUUUAGGAGAUUCCAUGUAUAAUAUUUAGUAAAAUACUGCUAGGUUAUAAUAACGGAUUUAAAGGUGGAUAUUUAUGUGAAAAUGUGACUGAUAGUAUGCUUCAAGUGAUAACUUGUGAAACUUCUGGAUUGAACUAAGUAGCUUGCACAUCUAUCAAGACUCCUGGAUAGAAAUGUAAGUAUUAUUUAAAGGAUUAGGUAUUUUUUAACAUGGGAUAUGUCGAUAAUUUGAGUAAAAAGAUGAAAUUAGUUGUUUAUAAUUAUUAAAUGAAGAAGCUUGUCUUGGAAUUUCAAAUCCAGCUGUCAAAUGUGCUUGGAAAUAGACAGGUUGUUAGAUUUAUGAAGUUAAGGAUGACACUAAAUGUUCAGAUGUUUCAAACAUUAAUCCAAGUGUUUGUAUGUCAAUGUAAGAAUUAUGUGAAUAUGAUAAAUAAACAAAGACAUGCAAACCAAUUACAACUUUAAAUAAUAUUGGUUGUAAGACAAAAGGAUUAAGCAAAAAUGGAUGUAUAUAAAUAUAAGAUGAAAAAUGUAAUUAAAUAUCAAUUAUAUUUAGGUAUAUUCAAUGAUUAAUUGGGAUGUCAUGAAUUAACUGAAGAUCAAUUAAAGAUGACUUUAUGUGAAGAUAAUGUUAAUGAAAAUGCAUGUAUUAAUAUCACAACUCCAUAUUAAAAUUGUUAAUGGAAUGGACAAAAAUGUUAGAGAAUUAUCAUCAAUUAAGACUUAGAUUGUCCUUUGCCAUUGAUUGAUAAUGUUGCAUAUAAAGUAAAUGGAAAUGUUUGUUAAUCAAUAUCUAAAAAUGGUGUUGGUUGUAAAUAUGAUUAAAAUCUUCAUUUAUGUGUAAAGAGUUCUGGAUUUGAAAAUUGCACAACUCCAUAUAUUAAUUUAUUUGCUUGUGUUAGUAUACAAUAGUAAAUAUCUUGUAAAUGGAAUGAAUAAAUAGGUUAAUGUGAGAAUGUAGAAGUUAUAGAAUUAAGUACAAAUUGUAGUGAAUUAAGAUUCUCAAAUCCAAAAGCUUGUUCAUAAGUUACUGAAUUUAAGAAUAAUAAAUUUAUUGGUUGUUAUUAUAAUGAAGAUACUUCACUUUGUACAGAGAUUAGUCUCAUAAGUUUAAUUGAUAUGGAAUGUGAAUAAAAGGGAUUAAAUAAGCAUGGAUGUACAAUGAUAAGCAAAUUAGGAUAGAGAUGUAGAUGGUAUAGAAAUGAAUGUACAAAAAUAAAGAGUAAAGAAUCACUUGCACUUGUAAAUUGUAUAGAAUUAUAAUUUGUUAAUCCUGCUAUUUGUGCAUUGGUAACAGCCAAUUCUGAACCUUGUAAAUAUAACUCUGAUGCUUUUGGAUGUGUAAAUAGUGUUAAUUAUAGUGACACAGGUGAUCAUUGCAUAACUCCUGGAUUAAAUGCUUUUGCAUGUUCUUAAAUUACAAGAAGUAAAACAGGAUGCUACUUUGAUAAGAUUAAUAAUAUUUGUGUAACUGCACCUGAUAGUAAAUCUGUUUAAGAAAUUGAUAUAAUUGCUUCAAAUGAAUUAUUAACAACAGCUAAAUGUGUUGCUAGUUCUCCAACAUUAAAUAUUUGUAUGGCCAUAAAAACAUUAGGAGAAUCUUGUAUUUGGAAUACUAGAUAAUCUAAAUGUAGUUAUAACUCAGUUUAAAUAAAUGAAAAAUGUUUAGAUUAUAAUACUUAAGAAAAAUAGAAGACUUUAGCAGGAGCAGAAGUUUAUGUAAAUGAAAAUGUAUGUGCCAGUAUUGUAAUGAACUUUGUAAUAUAUAAUUUAUUUAUAUUUAUAGCCUAAUCAUGAUCCAGUAAAGGGUAAGAAAGUAGAUAUACUUAGAGGUUAUUGUGAAUAUAAUGGAAAAGGAAAUUGUAUCUUAUAUUAAGAUAAACCUUGUACUGAAAAGUGUUGUACUAGUGUUUCAGGUAUCAAUGCUCAUGUGUGUAGUAGAUAUACAGAUUAAUCAGUAUAUUGUUAUUUUAAUGAAUUCAAUAAAUGUGUUCAAUUAACUGAUAAUUAAACAGAUUUAACAUCAAUAACAGCAGUUAAAGAUUAUUAUAACUUUAUGAAAUAUAAAUGUUCAUCAAUGAAUUCUAAAUCUUGUUGGAUGAUUGAAUGGUCUACUACUUAAAAAUGUUAUUGGGAUGGAUUUGUAUGUACAUAAAUCAAUUACAGUGAUUAUACCACAUUCACUGCAACAUUAUUUCCACCAACAUCAUUAAGUAGAUAUGGAUGUCAAGGAGUAGAAGCAGUUAAAUCAAAUUAUGCAAAGUACUUUAGAUAUUUGGAUACAAAUUAUUGUGCUUUAUAUGUAGUACCUUACAUGUUAACUGAUUGUGAGACUCCAGGAGUCAAUGUUAAUUAUUGUUUAGGAUACUCUAAAAACCUUUAUUGUAAAUGGAAUAAAUUAACUUUGAGUUGUGAAAGAAUAGAAGAUUAUCUAACACUUUUGACUUGUGAUGAAAAUUAAAAUGAAUUAGCUUGUAUUUCUAAUCCUUAUGUUCCAUGUGCCUUUUUGGAUGGAUCAGAUAAAUGUGUAUCCAGUCCUUAAAAUGUUAAAUGUAAUGACUUUUCUCUAGCAUCUUCUCCUUAUUAUGCUAAAGUUAAUGAAUAAGCUUGUAGAAACAUUACAAUGCCUGGUCAAAUUUGUAAAUUCUAUGAACCUUUAAAUUAUUGUAUUUAUUCUAAUGAUUCAUCAACAAAUUGUGAUCUUCCAGGAGUUAAUAGUAUUGGUUGUUAUGCUAGAACAGAAGGUAAUUGUAGAUGGGAUUCAAGUUUAUUAGAAUGUUAUGAAGAAAGUGAUGAAAAUGCUUUAAGUACAUUAAAAUGUAAUGAUAACAUUAAUUUAUACUUAUGUAAGAAUUUAUUGAAUGAUAAUUGUGAAUGGUCUACUACUGAUUUGAUAUGUACUUAAAAAGAAGCAUUAAACAAAGUAAGUUUAACUAAUUUAUAUAAUGCUUAAACUUGUACAAAUUUGGUUGGUGGUGGUUAUUAUUUUAGUAAUUAUAAAUGUCUUGAAGUAUUAACAUCAAAUAAUGAUUGUACUUCUAAAAUAAUGAAUAAAUUUGCUUGUUUAACUAUGACUAAAAAUCAUAGAUGUUUUUUUGAUCCAAAUUAACCUCCUGAAUUAAAAUGUUAAGAAUAUAAAGAAGAAUAAUUAACAUGUUCUACAGAUAAACUUAUUAGUAUUGAUGUAUGUAUGAAUUUACCAGCUACUUGUUAUUUUGAUUUAGAUACUUUAACUUGUAGAUCAAUUGAUAUUACAGAAUCUACUAAAUGUUCUAAUCUAAUUUAAAGCAAUUAAAUUUUUAAUAAAUUAGCAUGUUCUUCAGUAAGUGAAACAUUAACUGAUGCUUCUUCUGAUGAUUCAACUAGAAUAUGUACAAGUGAUCCUAUUGCUGAUAAUGCAUAAUAAUGUUAUUUUGAAUCAUAUUGUUAAUGGGACACUACUAAUUAUGGAUGUAAAUUAGCAAAAAUAGUUAAUGCUCAAUAUAGUAGUAAUUAAAAUGGUGCAUAUUGUUCAUUAGCACCAAUUACAUUUUAAUGUAGUAAUAUAUAUUCUAAAGCUAUUUGUCUUUAAUUAGCUGAUAAUUGUUAUUUUGAUAUCUAAUAAGGUGGUUGUAAUGAUUAUAUUGCUAAUUUAUAUAAAGUUUAAUCUUGUAAUUAAUUAAAUGGAAAUUCUUGUAUAAGUAGUAAAACUGAAAAUGCUUAUUGUAAGAAAAUAGCUUUAGAUGGUUAUGAUUUUACUCCAGCUUGUUCAAUUGAUCCAUCAGUUACUGAUUUAUGUGAUGAUGAUGUUUUUCCAUCAUCUAUUUGUUCAUCAAUUACACCUAUAAAAGCAGAUGAUUGUAUUUUUGCAACUGAUAAAUGUUAUUAUAAAGAUAAUUCUUGUGUUGUACCAUCUAGUACAGAUGUAAUUACAUGUACAACUCCUGGUGUUAGUAGAAGUUUAUGUUUGACUAUAGAUUAGAAAUGUGAUUUUUCAUCAGGAAAAUGUACUAAUCUUACAAUACCUACAUUAAAUAGUGAUUAAUCUAAUUAUUAUUAUGUUUGUAAUGAAGUCAAUUAUUUAAUUACUUAACAUAAAUAAUAUGCAUGUGGUCAAAUAUCAUCAGUUCCUUGUAAAUAUGCAUAAAAUUAAUGUUAAAGUGCUUUCUAUGAUGAUUGUACAAAUUUAAUUGGAAUCACAUCUAAUAAAAAAGCAUGUAUUUAAUGUAAAAACAAAGCUAUGAUGUAUGAUUAUGAAUAAUAAAUUUGUUAAGAAAAAACUGAUCUAAGUUCAUCAUGUGAUACAUUAUUAACUUAAAAUAGUUGUUAAUCUUAAUCUACAAAUUGUGAAUGGAAUGAUUUUAUCAGCAAAUGUGUUGUUAAUCUAUUAAGAAUAAAUUAAAGUAGUUGUAUAAAUCUAACAAAUACAAUAUUAACUAAAUGGGAUAGUUCAACUGAUACUUGUAUUAAAUUGACUUUAAAUUAAGCACAAUAUUCUUCAGGUUGUGUGAGUUUGGGAAAGAAGAGUUGUUUAACAUCAAAGAAUUCAUGUUGGUUUGAUACAUAAACAUAAAGUUGUAUUGAAAUUGAUACAAUACCAUUAUCAUGUAGUGAAAUAAAUGAUGUUGGUGGAUAAUAAUAACAUUGUUUAUUAUCAUUUAAAGAAGCUUGUAAAUGGGAAAAUAAUUCAUGUGUUUCAGCCAAUCUUGAAACUGAUACCUGUUCUGUUAUGAAUAAAUAUGGAUGUCUCAAUAUUAAAUAGAAUAUUUCAUGUGGAUGGUCCAAUGUUAAUGUUGCAUGUAUUAAAUACACAAAUACUAAUUAUUCUGGAUGUAAGAAUUAUAUGUGGAAUAAUAAUUAUUCAUAAGUCAAUCCAUAUUUUUGUUAAUUAUUAUAAGGUAAUGAAUCCUGCUUUUACGAUUUAAAGACAUUCAAAUGUACAAAUGUUGGUUCAACUGAUUUAUAUUGUAGUAAACAUUAAGGUAUCAAUAAAUUGGCAUGUUUAACUAGAACAUUAGAUAAAUGUAAAUUUGAUUCUUCUAUCAAUAAAUGUGUUCCCAUAACUGAAACUGAUACUAACUGCAAUGCAUCUUUGAAUAAGGUAUCUUGUCUUACUGUACCUGGAAAAUACUGCAAAUUUUAUCUUAAUGAAUGUAGUACUUUGACUUUAGCAACUGCAACUGUUUAUGCUAGAGCAACACCACCAAUAGGUUAAACUUAUUCUGCUAAUGCCUGUGUCUAUUAUAAUAAUGCAUUUAAUGAUGCUUAUUUUAUUUAUGAUGAUAAUAAAUAAUAUUGUGUAGAUACACAUUAUUUAAAAGAAUAUCCCAGAAAAUUUAUAGCACUAUGUAGAUCAACAUCAAUAAGUGAGAGAGUGUGUUUGAGAAAAACAAUCAAUAAUUGUAAUUAAUUUAAAUAUAUAUUUAGGUAAAUAUGUUGAUAAUCAAUGUCUGGAUUUAAGUGCAGAUGAAAUAUAAUAAGAAACAUCUUGUAAUUCAGCAUAUAAUUGGAAAGCAUGUAUUUAAAUAAACAAUUUAUGUAAAUUUUUCUAAGGAACCUGUUAAUUAAUUACUGCAACUGAUACUUGUGCUAAUUUAGUAUCUACUGCAAGUAAUCCACUUUAUGUUGGUCCAUAAGUCUGUGCCUUUUUUGCUAAUACUCUAUGCAAAUAUGACUCUGAAGAUUAUGAUUGCAAACCAGCAGCAACUUCUAAUGAAACUUGUUAAACUCCAGGUCUAAGCAAAAAAGCUUGUUUAGAGUCGACUACCAAAUCCUUUUGCUAUUUCAAUGCAAUAACUAAUAAAUGUGAUUAUACUUAUGACAAUACUCUAUCUUGUUAAGAUGAUUAAACUCCUAAGACUUGGUUUCUUAAUAUAGCUAGAUGUUAUUAUCUAAGAAAAGCAGGCACUGUAAUAUUAUGUAUAUUUAUUUUAGACUUGUUAAUUUUUAAAUGGAGAAUGUACAAACUUCCCUGAAAAUAAAUUAGCUGAAUGUAAUAGUGAUAUUAAAACAAAUUUAAUUACUUGUUCUAAAGCUACUGUAGGAUAUUGUUUUUACAUUCCAAGCACUAAUUUAUGUUACAAAGGAACUGCUACUUCAACUAAUGCAUAAGAUUGGAGUAUUGGAUUGUCUUUUAAUAAAAAAGCAUGUUUAAGUUAUUAACAUGCUACUGUCAAAAUUAAUACAAUGUGGGAUGAUAUUAAAGGUUGUGUAGAGGCUACAAGCAAUGAUCUAAAGAAUUUAUAAUGUGAAUCUCCUGUUAAUAUUUAUGCUUGUUUAUCUAUAACUAAUCCAACUCAAUUUUGUCAAUAUGAUUUGGUUGAAUAAAAGUGCAAAUAAUUUAAUUAUAUUGUACCUCCUGGUUAGAUUGGUUUAUGUAGUACUUUGACUAAUGUAAAUAGAUUUGAAUUUUGUUAAUAUGCUAAUGAUGAUUGUGCAUAUAAUUCUGCAACUCGUAAUUGUUAAGCAUUAACAACUGCUGAUUUUACAAUUGCUUCUGCAGCUGAUUGUUUUAAUAGAGGAUUCAGUAAGUCUUUCUGUAUCAAAUUUGCUUAAUGUAAGUAUAGUGAUGAAAGAUAAUUAUGUUAUGGUGGUAGUAUAUUCUGUAAAGAUAAAUCAAUUGAUACAUGUUCAUCUGUAACUAUUGAACCAUGUUGGAUUAAAAAUGAUACAUGUACAGGUAUUUCUUAUACAUAAUUAAAUGCUGUUAAAUGUUCAGAUGUUAUUAAUUAAGUUGGAUGCACUAGUAUUACUAAUCCAGAUUAAAAAUGUUAAUUUAAUAUUUAAACAUCAAUUUGUGAAGAAAUAACUCAAUUAAAUCUAAAAUGUACUGAUUAUAAUUAUGUUAAUACUUAUUCUGUAUGUGAAAAUACUUAAGAUGUUCCUUGUAAAUAUGAUUUUGUUAAUAAAUCUUGUAAAUAAGUAUUAAAAACAGAUAUUUUUGAAUGUGAUCGUGGACUUAAUGAAUAAGCUUGUUAAUUAUACACUAGACCAUCAUUAUAAUGUUUAUUUAAAAACUUCUGUUUUGGUCCUACCUAUGGUGUUAAUUAAUGUUCUGAUUCUAUAAACAAAGAAGUAUGUUUAGGAUAUAAUUAUUAUUGUACUUGGGAUGCUGUUAAUAAAGUUUGUUAAGACUUUGACAUUACUGGUAAAACUUGUUCUGAUUUAUAAAAUACUUAAACUGUUGUUUCUAUUUAAGUUUGUUAUAAUAGUUAAACAAACUCAGGAGCUUGUGUUUAUAAUACCUUUAAUAAUACAUGCAAAUUGAUUUAACCAAUAUCUUGUUAUGAAUUAGAAACUCAAGAAUAAUGUACUUAAUUAUUAGAUCUCCCUUGUAUUUGGGCUAAUAAUAAAUGUUCAUUUAUUUAAUUAAGUACUACUGAUACUUGUAAUUAUAUUGGAAAUGUAGGAUCCAAAAGAGCAUGUCUUGAUGUUAUUAGAUAGGGUUAGAUGUGUCAAUAUGUUAAUAAAACCUGUUAAACUUAUAUAGAAAACUUUAAUGAUGUUAAUUGUGUAGAUAAUAUUAACAAAGUAGCCUGUGUAACCUAAUAGGCUAGUCAAUGUAUGUGGACCACUUAAACAAAAGAAAUCUUUAUUAAUAAAACUGAUAAGAUUAAUUACAUUAAUGGGAUUUGCACUUAAUAUAUACCUAAUUCUUAAUAAGAUUGUAGUUCCUCUUUAAGUUAUGCUUCAUGUUUUUCUGUUACAAAGCCUGGAUCUUUUUGUAGAUGGCUUAAUGGUGAAUGUGUUUCCAUUCCUGUUACAAUUGUUUAAUAAACAAUCUAUUUUAAUACAUAUACAUUAAUUAAUGUAAAUACAUGUGGAUUAGUUAAUAUUAAUAAAGUAAGGUAUUCAGAAUAAUCAAAAUCAUGUGUAAUUCUUAAUGAAAAUGAAGUGAUUUCUUGUAAAUGUGGAUAAGAAACUAAAGGUUUAAAUAUAAAUGCUUGUUUGAGUAUUAAAAAUCAAAAUUGUAAAUGGAACAAUAUAUUGAAAAAAUGUGUUGAAUAAAACUCUAAAUGUGAUUUUAAUUGA
Paramecium primaurelia is the source of this 8467-nucleotide messenger RNA. The record is from the annotation of a GenBank genome assembly. Lineage: Eukaryota; Ciliophora; Oligohymenophorea; Peniculida; Parameciidae.